Molecule: messenger RNA, 4636 nt
Organism: Jaculus jaculus (lesser Egyptian jerboa)
Lineage: Eukaryota; Metazoa; Chordata; Mammalia; Rodentia; Dipodidae
Gene: Tmem151b
Product: transmembrane protein 151B
Exons: 3
Coding region: 16-1740 (574 amino acids)
Source: RefSeq, a predicted model, not a curated record
CGCCCCCUCUACGCCAUGUCCCCCCCUGGCUCGGCCGCGGGAGAGAGCGCCGGCGGCGGCGGCGGCGGAGGUGGCGGCCCCGGGGUCCCGGAGGAGCCCACGGCAGCGGCGGACGAGGGCCCCGCCCGAGAGGAGCAACGUCCCAUCCAGCCCUCUUUCACCAAGUCCCUCUGCCGUGAGUCCCACUGGAAGUGCCUCCUGCUCUCGCUGCUCAUGUACGGCUGCCUGGGGGCAGUGGCCUGGUGCCAUGUCACCACAGUGACCCGCCUCACCUUCAGCAGCGCUUACCAGGGCAACAGCCUCAUGUACCAUGACAGCCCCUGCUCCAACGGCUAUGUCUACAUCCCUCUGGCCUUCCUGCUCAUGUUGUAUGCAGUGUACCUGGUGGAGUGUUGGCACUGCCAAGCCCGCCAUGAGCUGCAGCACCGCGUGGACGUGAGCAGCGUGCGGGAGCGUGUGGGCCGCAUGCAGCAGGCCACGCCCUGCAUCUGGUGGAAAGCCAUCAGUUACCACUAUGUACGACGCACCCGACAGGUCACCCGCUACCGCAACGGAGAUGCCUACACCACCACCCAGGUCUACCACGAGCGCGUCAACACCCACGUGGCCGAGGCCGAGUUCGACUACGCGCGCUGCGGCGUCCGGGACGUGUCCAAGGCGCUGGUGGGGCUGGAGGGCGCCCCGGCCACGCGGCUGCGCUUCACCAAGUGCUUCAGCUUCGCCAGCGUGGAGGCCGAGAACGCGUACCUGUGCCAGCGCGCGCGCUUCUUCGCCGAGAACGAGGGCCUGGACGACUACAUGGAGGCGCGCGAGGGCAUGCAUCUCAAAAACGUGGACUUCCGCGAGUUCAUGGUGGCCUUCCCGGACCCGACCAGGCCGCCGUGGUACGCCUGCUCGUCGGCCUUCUGGGCGGCGGCGCUGCUCACGCUGUCGUGGCCGCUGCGCGUGCUGGCCGAGUACCGCACGGCUUACGCGCACUACCACGUGGAGAAGCUCUUCGGCCUGGAGGGCCCGAGCUCGGCGAGCAGCGCCGCCGGCGGCCUGAGCCCCAGCGACGAGCUGCUGCCGCCGCUCACGCACCGCCUGCCGCGGGUCAACACGGUGGACAGCACGGAGCUCGAGUGGCACAUCCGCUCCAACCAGCAGCUGGUGCCCAGCUACUCGGAGGCGGUGCUCAUGGACCUGGCCGGGCUGAGCGCGCGCUGCGGCGGUGGCGGCGGCGGCGGGGCCGCGGGCGGCGGCUACGCGCCCACGUGUCGUUACGGCGGGGUGGGUGGUCCCGGUGCGGCGGGCGUGGCCCCGUACCGGCGCAGCUGCGAGCACUGCCAGCGCGCCGUCAGCAGCUCGUCCAUCUUCUCGCGCAGCGCGCUCAGCAUCUGCGCCAGCCCGCGGGCGGCUGCCGGGCCCGGCGGCGGCGGCGGCGGCGGCGCGGGUUGCGGUGGCAGCCGCUUCUCGCUCGGUCGCCUCUACGGUUCCCGGCGCAGCUGCCUGUGGCGCAGCCGGAGCGGCAGCGUCAACGAGGCGAGCUGUCCCACGGAGCAGACGAGGCUUUCGAGCCAGGCCAGCAUGCGCGACGACGACGACGACGACGACGAGGACGAAGAGGAGGCCGGGCCGCCGCCGCCCUACCACGACGCCCUCUACUUCCCGGUCCUCAUCGUCCAUCGCCAGGAGGGAUGUCUGGGCCACAGCCACCGACCGCUGCAUCGCCACGGCUCCUGCGUGGAGACCUCACUGUGACCUCCGGUCCCCCGGGGAGGGGCCUGCCCCGCACUGCGCUGGGCUCCCUGCUGCGUGUGUGCAAGCAACGGGAGACGGGAUGGUGGCUGAGGCUGGGCAGGGCACCCGGGAAGGGAGGAGGAGAUCGCCCAGACGGACACCGGUGGGGCUGAGACCCGCUUUUCCCUUGUGCACAGGUGGAGAGGGUGCUAGGGUGUCGUGUCAGCUGCUCACUGAGAACCCCAUUCACUGGGACCGAGCCUCACUCGAGUGUCUAGGGAAACACCAUCUCCUCUGUGCACGCUCCAAGAUGCCCUGCCCAGUCUUUUCACACGGUCUUCGGACUGUGAUUUGGCAACUGUAUUAUGUGGCCUGUCUUGGGCCCGCCCCCCCCCUCCAAGGAAGCCGCCAGGGCAGUGCCGUGGGCAGCUGCAAAGGCCGCCGGAAGGGCACCGGGGCUUUCCCUGGCUUCACCCCAACUGGGGCCACGGUGGAGGGGCGAUGGUUUGGAGGACAGCAGGGCCGGGCUUCCAAGCAGCUCCGGUGUUGGCUGGUCUCAUGCUGGCACCAGGAGGCAGCUCCUACACCGGUCCUCGCAGGGUGGAAGUGUUCCGUCUUUUUCUUGGCGCUGGCCCCGCCGCUCGGGGUUUUCUCUCCUGCCACUCCCUCGUCUGUUGUUUAUCUCGCCGCCGGCCGGGCUCCAGGGUCCCGUUCUGGAGGGACUGUUCGCCGCAAAGAUGACGUCACUCGGCUUGUGCUCGCUGGCUCGGAAGAGCUGUCGCCAGGGUGCUGGGGGAGGGGUGUGGAGCCCUGGAGGGCGUGCCUCGAUCCUUUCUGGAAGCUACCCAGUCUCCACCAGCAACCUCCACACCUAGGUUCUGGGCAGAUGCCCGGGGUUAGGGAGGAUGAGAGAUGAUCCCGGAGGCGUUCCUUAGAGCUGGCCAGGAUGAGUGGCGAGAGCAGGUGACCCUUGGCCGGGAGAGUUCGGGAAGCACUUGGGAGAAAGAGCCGGAGGCCGGUGGCAGGUGGAAUUAAAGGACCGUUGACCAUGGUGAUGUAGCAGGGCAGGUGUGCCUCCCCCAAGGCCCUUGGGAAGAAGUAGAGUAUGUCCCUCACACAUGCCUCUGUGCGACUGAAUGUGUCACAAGCCCCACCUGGAGCUAGGUAUUUGAUUCCAGUGGCAGGAGUUCUAGAAAUCUUGCUGGACCCCUCCAUCUUCCUCUACCCCGUGAGCUGAAGACCUGCUGGGUGUCCAGGGUCUUCAGAGGGGCCUCAUGCCAUGCCCCCUGGGCGCCAGCUCCCGGGGUCCCCUUUCCACAAAGCUGACACCAACUUUUUGUCCCCUGCACUCGUCCCCCCCCCCCCCACUGUGGACUUCAGUGUGCAUGUCUGUGUUCAGCCCCUAGCCUUCCCAGAGGCCCUGGCUAAAGUCCUCAUAGCCCACUUAGUGCCCAGGGACUGAGCUCACAUUCGUCCCCCGGCCCCGCGCUCCUGGGGUGCUUCUAGCUUUGCCUUCUGCCAUCAGCUCUCACCUUCCUGGCCUGCCAUCCCUCCCCCUCCCCUUCCUCUGGCCCUGCCAGGCCUGCACCUGCCCAUGGGUGUGGCGCCCACCUAUGCAACACCAUCUCUGGCUCCACUUCCCUCCUUCCCAGGGGGACACUGGAAGCCCAGAUUGUAGGGAUACCAUGGCCCCAGCACUCACUGGUGGUGUGGAGCUUUCUGAUCACGUAGAGAUGGCUUGGGGAAGGGACAGAGAGGGAGGGGUUUGGGCAGAGGGGAACCGCUGCCCACCAGGUCUUCCUGGGCAUCCGUGUCCACUGGCCUGCCAGCACUGAACUCGCCAGGACCCUGAGUCUGUGCUCCAUGGUGGCCAGAGCACCCUGUUUUCCCUGAAAUGGACAUCUGUGAGGUGCCAGUGCUGAGCUGUGGCCUCAGGCCCAGUUCUCGGUCAGCCGGUGUCUUGGUAGCCUGUUCUCCUUUGGGAACAGCUUGGCCACUUCAUGGCUCCAAGGAGGGAAGGACAUGACUCCCCUUCCAUCACACUGGGUCCGGAGACACAGCUUGGCCUCGGAUGAGGUGAGGGAGCCCCUGUUAUUUAUUUAUUUAUUUAUUUAUUUUUUUGCCUGUAUUGACCAUUUCUGCCUAGGUCUCACACAGACAGCCUCACCUCCCACACACGCACAGACUUAGAGAGCAAGCAAUUCUUUGGUCUCUUUUUCUCGGUAACUUUAUUGAUUGCCAGGGAAAACGAAAACCAGAAAAUUAAUUAAUCUCUAAAAUUAAACUUUACACUGAAUGUUCUUGUUUCUCUAAUUAGAACCUCUGCUAGCAGUUGUGGCUACACACACACACACACACACACACACACACUCACACCUACGCAUUUGCACUCCAGAACUGUCAGAGGGUGUCAGACACUGAAGACUCUUAAGUUGCCCGGACAGGCACACACAUACAGUCGCUCUCGGGCCCCCUUUGGUGCUCCGCUCAGCGCCCGCUUGUUGCGAGGAGUCCCACUCCCUUGCAGAGCAGACAUUCCUGGUCUGUGGUUGUAGACAGUGACCCUCCCUUUGGGGACAUGGUUAUGGUGUCUCUGAGCCACUUGGAAUGGUGCGGGGGAGGGGGGUGCAGGGAGCUCAGUCAGAUCCUCUCAUAGAUGCAUAAGCUGAUGUGAUUUCUGUGGGCAUAUCCCUAGGGUGGGCAGCCACAGAGUGCCAGGAACUCAUGGAGGGUAGUGGGGAGAUGCCACAGGUCCUGAGGAUAAGGGCUUCUGGGGUGUGCUGGGCCUGGCUGGGGAGAAGGCAGGUCUCUUGUCAAUUGGGUGCAUCACACUGUGGCCUUUUUGUCGUGGAUUUCCAAGCGCAAAGAUUGUACCCAUCAAACUGGUGGAUAAUAAAAGUUGCGGAUGACUCACUGA